AUGAAGUGCGGCCCGGUGGGCGGCGGCGGCCAGGGCGGCGAGGAUCUCCUGCUCGGCGGCUGCUGGCUGGACCCCAAGCUGGACGCGGCCUCACCGCCCCCCACCUGCCACGAGCUGCUCGACUCGCUCCUCGCCCCACCGCCCCUCGCCGAGCUCAAGCCCCUGCCGCCCUUCACCGGCUACACCGGCCACCUCUCCAUCAACGGCAUCUCCGGCCACCACUACCACGCGAUCGCGCAACGCCUCCCCGAGGAGAACAACAACUACCCGACCCAGAGCGGCUACGGCGCCGACCACGACGUCGUCUCCUCGUCGACUUGCGCCGCUGAAGCCGAGCCGCCCGAUUUGGAAGAUGUCAAGCCUUACGCCUUGGAUGCGCCAGAUACGAAACCGUUCGCGCCCGAAUCUACGGGGCCGGGCGCUGCAGACAGUUGCGCUCAGUCAUGUUCACCACCAGCGAAACUCUUCGACGAGGGUCACAAACAGGACAUGUACGACAUUAGCUCCAUAGAAGACAUCGCUGCUAUUAUUGGUUCCGCUAUUGCAGACACGACAGUACCCUCACAGCCGGAAGACCCCGAAAGAAAUGAUUCAAGGGACAGUUGGAUGGACAUCGACGCUUGGAUAGCAGGCGCUUGCAGUCAACAUGGUGACAAGAUCGUCCCUCAAAAUCUCGACGAGUUUGGUCUCCCGAAUUCUCCGCCCCCAUCACAAACAAAUCACCACUCCGGGCUCGACUUCCCUUGCAAACCGAGCCAGGAGUUUACAAAGAGCCAGGAAUUCCUACAGAAGAAUCUCGGACAGGCGGGCUCAACGCUGCAAACUUUAUUAACGCACGGCUACAUGCCGUUACUCCAAAAUCGGCUUCAAAACGGACCACCCGUCAAACAAGAGGCGAGCUCCACUAGCUACGGUAUGGAUGUAAUAUCCACCUCGUCGCCGCCAGGCAACGCCGUGUCCACCACGGACGGCGUCGGCGGUCUGCUCAACGGCAGAUACGCGCCGCACUACGCCCUCGGUCUGAAGUCCGACGGGCUGUGCAGUCCGGAGAGGCUGCUGGGCUACCCGCACGCGCACACGACUACCGUGACGCCGACCAACAAAAGCAAGAGGAGCCGCGCGAAGGCGAAACAGGCCAACAGCGCGGGCAACAUCCACGGCAGCUCGCUGGCAUUCUCCUCGGCGGCGGCGGCGGAGCUGAGCGGCCUCCUCGGCAAGGAGAAGCCGGUGCACCGCUGCGGCAUCUGCAACAGGGGCUUCCUGAACAAGUCCAACAUAAAGGUGCACCUGCGCACCCACACCGGCGAGAAGCCGUUCAGGUGCGACGUUUGCGCGAAAGCCUUCCGCCAGAAGGCGCACUUGAUCAAGCACCAGCAGAUCCACAAACGGAUCGGACGCGAC
Iphiclides podalirius (scarce swallowtail) is the source of this 1401-nucleotide messenger RNA. NCBI's taxonomy places the organism in Eukaryota, Metazoa, Arthropoda, Insecta, Lepidoptera, Papilionidae. The record is from the annotation of a GenBank genome assembly.